AUGGAGUCAACCACAGACAUCGUCAAGCAUGUCCUACCAGCUCUCUCCAGGAGUAACAGUACUUCUCCCACCACCACUUCUAAGGCCACCACACCGAAAGGCAGUCCAAAUGUUAAGCUUGUCGACAUCCCCACCAUUAAGCCAAAUUUUGAGUUGGAGCCCCCCAAAGAGACUGAAGUCAAUACCGGAUUCAAGAGUACCACGCAAGCUCCAGCAACCAACUCCCUCCACAUCAGACCUAAACUUCCACAUGCCAACACAGACACCCAAUUCGAGGUCGUCAAGGAGGUUCAGAGAGUAGAGCGGAGAUGGAGAGGAAUGUAUGAUCGAAAUCGGGCUGCCAAUCCAGGCGCUAUUCGAGUAUUGGAAAAGUGA
Cadophora gregata is the source of this 375-nucleotide messenger RNA. RefSeq lists its product as uncharacterized. The coding region runs from base 1 to 375 and encodes 124 amino acids. The record is from RefSeq and is a predicted model, not a curated record. Lineage: Eukaryota; Fungi; Ascomycota; Leotiomycetes; Helotiales; Ploettnerulaceae. The transcript has a single exon.